AACAUUUCCGAAUAUGAUUAAAAAUGGCUGCCUAACCUGUCAAAAUUGGAAGUUGGUUUGAAUAAAUUUCGAGAAAGCUGUAUUUUUUCCUGAUUCAUAUAAACACAAACAGGCAUAUGGACGCAGGUUGGACUCCAGGGGGCCACCGCAGUAAACAAAGAUCUGCAGCUAAAGACCCUUUAGAUGAUUUACUUGGAGAUCUCCUUGAUGAUGAUAAAGGAAGUCCACCAAAAAAGAAUACAAACAGCAAUGCUGGGAGACAACAGUUUUCUGCCAAGAAACAAAGCUCUAAGGAUGAGGAUUUCUACAGUAGCUUGGCCCAAGCAGCAGAGGAUGCUGAGUUGUCAGAUGUGUCCGAGGCUGAUGUCAACAAAAUGGCUAAAAGUAUUGCAGAUCUAGAUGACUUGGAUGCUGAUUUGUUUCCAGUCACUGGUGGCAGUACUAAAACUCCAAAACGUGGCAGUCUGAAGGACAAAACUGGCAAGGGAGGAACACCACGGAGAACUGGUACCCCAAGGUCGAGAGGUGGCACUCCCAGAGCAUCUUCACCUCCUCUCAGGAUGUCUUCCCCUGGUAAUAGAGUGAUCUCCCCUACACACCAGAGAGUAACUUCACCUCCAGCACGAGGGACUCCCACUGGCAGAGACACACCAGGGAGCCAGCACUCUGGAAUUGAUUCUAACAGACCAGGAAGUGGCUCUAAAAAAUCAUCAGUCAAAAGGUCACAGUCUCCAACAAGUGAACCAACCGCUGACUAUAGACCUACAACUGCUCCAGGAAAAAUGACAGAUUUAAAUGAAAGGGCUAGUGUUGGACUGAAGCCGGGACAGGAGCAAGAAAGACCUAGAACAGUUCCUAAAACCAGGUCUUUUGACUUUGGAGAUUUUGAUGCGGAUGAUCCCCUUGCUGGUAUCCCUCUUUCUGAUGAUGAAGAAGACUUUGGGAUACCAACAAAGAAAGCAGCACCUAAACAGCAAGUUACCAGGCAGAAAUCAAAUGAAAAUCUGUCACCUAGAUCAUCAGCUGCAGUUACUUUAGAAUCGAAACAAGAAUCGCCCAGACAGAAGAGCUUGUUUGACCGACCUCCUACUCGUAGUGGAAGUACAAAGACCGAGUCGCCAGAAAAAGAACAGGAACCUGUCCCAGUACAGAAACAGAACACAUCUAAACCUGGUGUUACAAAGAAGAAAACUGAGGAGGCAUUAUUCAGUGAUGAUGAUGAUUUCCUUGGAGGCCUUGGAAUAGAAGAAAAGGGUGCUGCCCCUAAACCUAAGGCCAAAUUACCUGAUGAUGAUGAAGACAAUAGGCCAGCCAAGUCAGCGAUGGAUAAACUUCUUGGGAAAAGUUCUGUAGCGAAACAUCUGGAAACAGCAAAGGAAAGAAAGGAGUUUGUUCUUGAUGCAAAAUACACACAACCACAAGGAGGUGGGCAGGAGGCAGAGGAUGAUUACCUGUUUGGAAGUUACAUGCCAUCAGCAGUGGGCUCCAACAGUUCUAGACCAACAUCACGCAGAUCUGUUAGAUUUCAGGAUGAUGAUGAUAUAUUUGGAUUGAAUGAUGCCCCAUCCACUAAAUCAACUCCAGCAAAGAAGCCUGUGGAGGAUAACAGUAUGGACUGGCUGGAGAUGGCCACAGGGGGGAAAACUGUGGAUAAAACUCCGGCAAAGCCAGCAGAGAUGCCAGCACAGAAACCUGUGGAGUCUAAACCAGUCACACCACCUAGCAAAUCUAGCAAGGCAGCUGAUUGGCUGGGACUGAAAAGUGAUGAUGAGGAAGAAUUUGAUUUUCUGAAAGCUUCGUCAUUCUCAGCUCCUGCAAGGCAAGGCCAGCCGCUGCUUGAGUCUCAUUCCAAGCCAUCUCAACAACCUGCAAGUAAAGUUAAAGCAGAAACUGGUCCCGCAAAAACUCCAGCCAAACAGCCAGAGCCCAAAACCUCUCAGUCAAGUGCAAAAGAUGACUACCUGGGUCUUGGUGAAGAGGUAGAUCCCAGUAAACUGCUCAGAAGUAAGUCAGAGUCGCCUAAGUUUGGUGCAUGUGCAGAUCCAGAUGAUUUAUUGAAGGAAGAUGACAUUUUCAUGUCACCACGCCCAACUUACGCAACAAAACCUCCAGCAGAUAAACCAGACGAGAAUGACACAGAGGAUGAUUCUGAGGAUAGUGCCAAGAAGCCAUUGUUUGAGUCUGCAGUGAGAAGAAAUCAGAUGAACAUGUCACCACGAUUCAAAAAAGAAGGUCAAAGAAGAAGCCCAAGAAGUCCAGAAAGAAAACUUAUAGAGACCAGUCCAAGGACAAAGUCACUGUUGGAGCAACUCAAGGCUUUACCUUCUGCAGAACAACAGCAACAACAACCAGUGUCUGGCAUGCAGCAGUCAGCAAUACAAACAUCUCCUGUACCACACUCAGGUCAGCAAGUACCUCAGACUGAGCCAGUUGAAGAUGAGUUAAAUUCCUCUACAGACUUCUUCAGUUUUAAGAGGAAAGACAAUAACAGAGAGGAGUCUGCUAAUCUACAGACUGCUCUUCCUCAGACUGGCACAGUUCAGACUAGUUUACCCCAGACUGGUUCAAUCCAGACUGGUAUGCAGUAUGACAUCCAAGGUCAAGCAGGUUUCCAGUCAAGUCAGGGCAUGUCAUACCCGUCUAGUUCCCAGCAGCUUCAGACUGGUACUCCAAGUUUGCCAGACAUGAUGACUGGUUCCAUAAUGACUGGUGCUCAGCAGUUACAUCAACAACAACAGCAACAACUUUUACAGCGUCAGCAACAAAUGAAGCAGCAGCAACUGAUGAAACAAAUGCAGCGUCAGCAGCAGAUGUUCCAGAGGCAGCAACAACAAUUUCAGCAGCAAUUACAGCAACAACUUCAGCAGCCUCUUAUUCCAGAAGCACAGUUAUUCAGCACAGGCAGCCCAAUGUUUAUGGAUGAUAUGAGUUUUGGGCUGGCAGGACAGGUGGAUCUUGAUGCACAGUCAAAAAUACGUCGCCUUGAAGUUGAACUUCAGUAUGCCAAAGAUAUUCUCGCCAGCACUAAACUGAGAUAUGAGGAGGAGAUAGCAGCAAUAGAAAACUCCUUCAAAAAUAGAAUAAAUCUUCAAGAAGAAACUCACAACAAAAGAGAACUAAGAUGGAGACAAGAGAAUGAGCAGUUACUCAAUCAGCAGUUAUCUAAGGUCAAAUACAUGGAGGAAGAGAAAUCAGAUAUCUUGUCUAACAUGUACAAGAAACUUGAGGAGAGCGAGAAAGACAAAUCUCUGGAAAUAGAAAGAUUGAAAGAAAUUCACAGGCAAGCAUUAGAGAACAUCAAGAAGGACCACGAGGAGACAUUGUUACGGUUACGGCGUUCCAAGGAUCAGCAGAUAGAUGCUGCUGCAGCGAGUCAUGAUACAUCAAAAUCACUGGUAGCAGCUGUUGAGUUAAUCCAUAAUAAUGCUAAGGAUUUGGGAGAUUUGCAACGCAAGGUAGACCACUGGCAUGCUCAGGGCUUAGAUGACAGGGAGAUAACUCUGAGAGCUAAAGAUGAACAACUCAAAAUGUUACAAGAUCGUCUCAACAAGCAGCAGGAGGACAAUGAUCAGGAGCGUCAGAGAUUCAGGAGCUUGUUGCACUCUAGACACAGAUCAGGACAACACGAAAGAUGGAAGGUAAAACAGGAACAGUCAAGAUUACAAGGUUUACAGACAGCAUUAGAAGAUGAGAGAAGAGCUUGGAGUGAUCAUCAAGCAAGGGAGAGAACUAACAUGGAGAAAAGUAGGGAAGCAUUACUUGAGGAGCAGAGAUCAACACUGGCACAGUUACACAAGGAACGUCAGGCCCUAGCAGAGGAACAGAUACAGUUCACUAUGAAACAAAAAAUGGCCAAGGAAGAAGGAGGCCAGUACCAGAUCAAAACAGCACAAGCUAAAGCUGAGUUUGAGGCCCUUACCAGGGCUAUAGCAGAGGCUAGAGACAGGUAUGAUUCCAUGAAGGAAACUAACAGAAAAGAGGAGGAACGUUUACAAGAGGAGAGAAGAAGAAUGGAAAAAGAGAGAAACAAAAUGGAAAACAAGGAAGCAGAGCUCAUGGAAGCUGCUAACAUGAUACAAGAAAAAUCUCGAGAAAUUGAAGAUACAUAUACUGAAGGACAGAGGAAGUAUGAGGAGGGUAUGUCAGCACUGACAGAAGUACAGAGAAUAGAGAGUGAGGAGGCAAAGAGAAUUGAUACAAUCAACCAUCAACUUAAUCUACUCAAAAUGAAGGAAAAGGAAAUGGCUGAUGAACGACUUAGAUUAUCAAAGGAAAAGCGAGAGCAUGAAAAGUUCAGAAACACUCUGCUGUGUCCAAAUUGUAGACAUCCAACACGACAUAUGCACUCUGGUAACAUUAAUACUCAAGAAGGCUCUCCUCAGGGUUUACUGGUACCAGUCAAUGGUCAUCCAACCAAUGGUUACCCAGCAAAUGGUAUUCCGUCCAAUGGUUAUCCAGUACCUAAUGGCAGCAUUCCACCAGCCUUGAACCCGGCUCUACAGCUUACAGUAAACACUGUGGAUGCUGUUACAGAGGCCAUUAAGUCAGACAGGUCUAUCAGGUUUUGGAGAAUGGAAGCUUUGAAGGAUCAGAAGUACCUGGAGGAACAGAGCUUGUAUUUACAGACUCUGAAAUAUAUGCCUCAUUCCUCACCUAAAAGCUGAGGGUACUAUGGAGUUGUUGUCAUCAGUACCAAGGAAAAGUUGAUAGCCUGAAGGGAGAUGUGAUUGUGAUCUUUAUGUUAUUGUCCAGAAAUAUAAGUAGCAGUUAAACACUGGAAACAGAGUAAUAAACUGACUCUGAUACAAGGAAACAGGCUUUCAUCUUUUUGUUUUCGCGAAAGCUUGUGAUAUAAUAGACAUGAAUUAUCAACAUGGCCACUAGUGUGAUACCAUUAUCUCCAUAGUUACUAAAUGUAUUGGUAAAGAAGACAUUAAGAAAUCAAAGCCUUGAAAUGUCUGAUGGUUGUGUUUUUUGGUAGAUUUAUUUUCUGUUUAAAUGCCAGUCUAUGAAUAUACAUGAAUGAGAAACAAAUACAAAUUUAAUGUGCCUCAUAUCUAAGAUAAACUCUGCCUGACCCAGCUUGUGAUGUAACCAUGGGCUGGAAUACCUUAUCAUUGAUAGAUCUUAUAUAAUCUAAAUGGUCAGUGUGAGUGAAUACAGGUUGAAUAAGAACUGCUUGUUCAUUGAAAAUUCAUCCGCAUUGUUCAUGAAUGGGACUAUUUUGUGUAGCACAUGAACAUCCUUUGGAUGUGAUUCGGAAUAAAAUAAAGAUGCUAUGAUUGUCAGAAAUACACUUUAACUUUGGUAGUGGGAUAAACCCGCAACCAAAAAAUGGUAAAUUAGAUAAGGUGCUUCAGCAAGUGCCUGAUAGAGUAUUUUGUAGCAAUAAUUUAUUAUGUAUUGGGCAUCAAUUUACAAUAAUUUGAUAACUGUUACAUUGCAAGUUUGCUGAGUUGUUUAUAAAAUACUGCAUUUCAUAGCAUCAUUGAGUCAAAGCUAUGUGUCAAAGUACCUUAUUUGUUUGUAGGGCUACCACGGUCACUAGGUAUUAGUGGAAAUUAGUUAAAUGUGAAACUUUUUGAUAUGUUAGCAGAUUCAGGUUUUAUCCAGCAUUUUUAGCAAUGACAAUGAAAUCAUUAAAUUUUGCUCUUGUAAGUUAUUCAGUGUUUUGACAUCUCUAAAUACAUGUAGAUUUUGAUAAUAGUUACGUAUGCCUAGGUGAAGUUAUUUGCUUUAUUCUGUAUACCAGUAGCAUUAUUAGUACUGAAUGAUAUAUUUACCUUAGUCAUACAGAUACGAUCAGUGCCAUUGAAACUGUAUUUAUAAAAUGAGUAGCUAUAUUUACAGUAAAAAAUUUUGACAGCAUGAUACAAGUGUUAACAAUAAACAAUGUAACAGCAUUGUGCAAGAGUGUUUACAGUAAAUAAUGUAACAUCAUUGUGCUAGUAUUUACAGUAAACAGUGUAACAGCAUUGCACAAGUGUUUACAGUAAACAGUGUAACAGCAUUGCACAAGUGUUUACAGUAAACAGUGUAACACCAUUAUGCCCACGUAAACAGUGUAACAGCAUUGUGCAAGUAUUCACAGUAAACAGUGUAACACCAUUAUGCACAUGUUAACAGUAAACUGUGUAACAGCAUGAUGCAAGUAUUCACAGUAAACAGUGUAACACCAUUAUGCACACGUUAACAGUAAACAGUGUAACAGCAUGGUGCAAGUUACAGUAAACAGUGUAACAGCAUUGUGCAAGUAUUUACAGUAAACAGUGUAACACCAUUAUGCACACGUUAACAGUAAACUGUGUAACAGCAUGGUGCAAGUAUUCACAGUAAACAGUGUAACAGCAUUAUGCACACGUUAACAGUAAACAGUGUAACAGCAUUGUGCACACGUUAACAGUAAACAGUGUAACAGCAUUGUGCAGGUAUUCACAGUAAACAAUGUAACAGCUUCAUACAUAUGAUUUUCAUCUUUUUGCCUUUCUUUUUUAUGUUGAUACUCUUCAUGUUAAAAAGCAGUGCAGCAUGCAUGGGUUUUGCUGUUUUACUUUUCACUUCUGUAUUAUCAGGAAAUGUUUUGAAAAUGUAAAAGUAUGAUAAAAUAACAAAAUUGAUCACAGUUUUAAACUUGAGUUAGAAGUUGUUAUUGGCUUGAAUUUUAUCUUACUUUUUCUUAACAGUGUCAACCUUGAAAUUGUAUUCCAAAUAAGACAUUUUCAACUCUGUGGUUUUUGCAAAAAAAAUUAAAAUCAGUGUUGUCCUGCAAACUUUACCUGAAGAUGUGGUGUUUAAGUGGAUGUUGGAUGUUUAUGAAUGCUCAAUGUAUGUUAGAUGUCACAUUAUAUAUCUCUUUUUAUUGUCUGUGAUACGUUUUAGCAAUAAAGAGGAUAAGUAUAUGUAAUCAUUUUGAUAUUACAAAAUUCUCAAAGAGAAAAGAAAAACAAAAUUUGGAAAAUUGGAUUGUUUAACCUUUAGCCUGAUGGUGGCAAGUGAUUCUGCCUUUACGACCAGUGCAGACCAAGAUCAGCAUGCACAUCCAUGUAGUCUGAUCAUGGUCUGCACUGUUCACUAUUCAGUCAGUAAAUUUUCAGUGAACACCCCUGCGAAUAAUAAUUUGUAUUGCCCAAAUUGAAUGAUGGACCAGUCCAUUUUAGAAAUUUAGCAGGCUAAGGGAUAAUGAUUCGGUAUGUGAAUGGAAAACAUGAGGCAGGAAUAAAUUGUGUCAAUAUAUGAAAUUGAGUUUGUAAUUGCAAAGCUGUGAUAUGUUCUAUAUAUUUUUAUUUGUAUUUUACAGUAGUGUGCUAUCAUUAUAGUGAUACAGCUGAUAAAAACUGUGUAGUGUCAUUAUCUAUCAGAACGUCAGUCAGGUUAUUGUAUUUACAGGUCUUUUUUUUUUACAUAUCAUGUGUACUUUUUAUAAGAAUUUUGAAGAAAAAAUAAAUUUGAAAGAGUA
Mercenaria mercenaria is the source of this 7456-nucleotide messenger RNA. RefSeq names its product fas-binding factor 1 homolog. Bases 117 to 4664 code for a protein of 1515 amino acids. Lineage: Eukaryota; Metazoa; Mollusca; Bivalvia; Venerida; Veneridae. The record is from RefSeq and is a predicted model, not a curated record. Gene Ontology annotation, biological process: cilium assembly; establishment of epithelial cell polarity. The transcript has 31 exons. Gene Ontology annotation, cellular component: centriole; ciliary basal body; ciliary transition fiber.